Messenger RNA from Moneuplotes crassus, 469 nucleotides. NCBI's taxonomy places the organism in Eukaryota, Ciliophora, Spirotrichea, Euplotida, Euplotidae. The record is from the annotation of a GenBank genome assembly.
UUUUAGAGUAAUUGUGUAGAGCGUUAUUUGGAGGGCCAGCUGAAGGGUUUGGAGUUAGUAUUGGGUGGAAAGUUAGCUUAGAGGAAAUGUAGAGGGGCAUUGUUAGAUUAUGGACUCAUAGUCAUCGUUUGGAUGUCUUUGGUGAACUCAUUCAGGAUUUUUUGGGUGGGUGAGUGUUGAUGUGGUUCAGGAAAGAUUUUCACCUAGUGUGGUUUACUGCUGCUGCUCCUUGGGAGUCUAAUUCUUCCCAGACCCCUCGAUCUUUUAGUAUAUCUCAAAUAAUAUACUUCAAUCUUUUAUCAAGAAAUUGAGAAAUACUGUUUGGUUAAGUCAAUGGCAGUGCAUCCCUAAUAAUUUGAUAUCUCUUUGUUUGAUAGAAGACUUAAAGCCUGCUUGUCAACCCUUGUAUAAGAGUUAAAGAAGGUAUGCAUCAUUCGGAGUGCAGGUUUACAACCUUUUGAUGAUCCUC